AUGGGCAACGCGUCGCCGCGGCGACUGCACCGUCAUGUCGUGACGGCGAUUAAUGUCGCAAAGACAUCGUUCGGACACACAGCCGUCGCAACGCAGGUGCACAUCGCGCUCUGGACCGCACUCUGCAUCUUCAUAGACGACUUCGAGAUUGACACGGGCGCCGUCGCCGCGUUCGCAGAGCGGUUCCAUGCGGGUCAGUCGCAGCUGCACCCGCUCUUGGACGUGUUCGCGGGUACGCUGCGCGACAUGCCGAAGUUCUUCCACCCAUAUGGCGCCGCAUCGAUUGUAUCGAACACGAUCCAAUACGUCGUCUGUACGUUGUUCGACAAGGAAGCGGAGAACAUGGAGGUACACCCCGCGGCGCGCGACUAUCCGGUAUACAAGCGCUCUCGCAACGGCAUUGGCGAGGCGUACUCGUACUGCAUUUUUGACAAGGUGCACUUCCCGAACGUAUCGACGCACAUCCAGGUGGUCCCUGAUCUGCUCUCGUUCUACAAGGAAGCACUCGUUGGCGAGAAAAAUAACUUUAUCCACGACCGCGCUCGUGUCACGGGCAAGGAUAUUGAAGCUUCUUUGAUGGACACAAUGGAGGACGUCGUGGAUCUCGUAAAUAGAGCUCGGCAGAUCCUACAGGGAGAGGGAGAGAAGCAGGCGUGGGAGAGCUUCAUUGUGGGAUAUGUGGCGUUCCACUUCGUCUCUCCACGGUAUAAGCUUGAGGAGCUAUUCAAUGACGCCGAGUAGUCAUAUGUCCGCAGGGGGCUUUAGUCUCACGACUACCCAUAUAGAAUACGCAGACGUUUUUUUUCAAUUGCUGACACUUUUCUAUUUCUGUCCUAAUUACCUCGUUUUGUACUAGUACCGUUCUGAACAGGCUCCGGAGUUACAUUUACCGAAGUCAAUGAAA
Messenger RNA from Phanerochaete carnosa HHB-10118-sp, 904 nucleotides. RefSeq lists its product as uncharacterized. NCBI's taxonomy places the organism in Eukaryota, Fungi, Basidiomycota, Agaricomycetes, Polyporales, Phanerochaetaceae. Gene Ontology annotation, molecular function: carbon-oxygen lyase activity, acting on phosphates. Bases 1 to 741 code for a protein of 246 amino acids. The record is from RefSeq and is a predicted model, not a curated record. The transcript has 2 exons.